Messenger RNA from Pararge aegeria (speckled wood butterfly), 1377 nucleotides. RefSeq names its product neuropeptide SIFamide receptor-like (gene BomSIFR). Gene Ontology annotation, cellular component: membrane. The record is from RefSeq and is a predicted model, not a curated record. Bases 1 to 1377 code for a protein of 458 amino acids. NCBI's taxonomy places the organism in Eukaryota, Metazoa, Arthropoda, Insecta, Lepidoptera, Nymphalidae. Gene Ontology annotation, biological process: G protein-coupled receptor signaling pathway. The transcript is spliced from 3 exons. Gene Ontology annotation, molecular function: neuropeptide Y receptor activity; peptide binding.
AUGGCUCCGUUACGUGUUUUGAGUGAUUUCGAUGACUUUCAGAACUUUUCUACGCAACCGAGCGAGAAACAUCAUUUGCGACACAGAAAUCAUUCUCGGGAUCACUCGAGGAAUCACAUCGUAGAUGUGGUAUCGAAUUCUAUAAUGGAAGUUAUUAAUACGAGGUUUAUACCUGAUAACAGCGUUCUGCCGGAUCUGGAACCUUUGGCCACUCAUUUGGAUGAUAGGCCUUUGAGGUUUAAUAUAACUUUAAAUCGGUCGGACUUUGGUGAGAUGGAUAAUGAGUUCAUGUACAGACACAAUGGGGCCAUGACGGCGGUUUAUUGCGUGGCGUACUUGCUCGUGUUUGUCGUGGGCUUGAUUGGCAACUGCUUCGUGAUCGCGGUGGUGUACCGCUCGCCGCGGAUGAGGACUGUCACCAACUUCUUCAUUGUGAACCUGGCGGUCGCUGAUAUAUUGGUGAUCGUGUUUUGCCUGCCUGCUACGUUGAUGUCGAAUAUUUUUGUCCCGUGGGUGCUGGGGUGGCUGAUGUGCAAGACAGUGCCUUACGUGCAAGGACUCUCCGUGGCAGCCUCCGUGUACAGCCUCGUCGCGGUAUCACUCGAUAGAUUCCUCGCUAUCUGGUGGCCGUUGAAAUGCCAAAUCACCAAACGCCGCGCUCGUAUGAUGAUCGUCUUCAUCUGGAUAUUCGCGAUUCUCGUCACCACCCCCUGGGUCUUUUUCUUCGAUCUCGUUGUCGUCUUCGAUGACAACCCUCAUGUCCGACUCUGCUUGGACGUCUGGCCAAACCCGAUCAGCGAAGUUGUGUACUUCGUGAUAGGCAAUCUCAUAUUUUGUUACAUUCUACCCAUGGUCCUCAUCACAAUGUGCUACAUACUCAUCUGGAUCAAAGUAUGGAGAAGGUCCAUCCCCACCGACACCCAAGACGCACAGAUGGAGAGGAUGCAACAAAAGUCAAAGGUGAAAGUUGUAAAAAUGCUCGUUGUGGUAGUUAUCCUCUUUGUCUUAUCCUGGUUCCCUCUCUACUUGAUAUUCGCGCGGAUAAAGCUAGGCGGGCCAAUACAGAAAUGGGAGGAAGAGAUGUUCCCAGUUGUGACCCCUCUAGCACAGUGGCUUGGAUCUUCAAAUUCAUGCAUUAAUCCCGUUCUUUACGCCUUCUUCAACAAGAAAUACAGGAAGGGAUUCGUUGCUAUUAUAAAAAGCAGAAAAUGUUGCGGGAGACUCCGUUACUACGAAACGAUUGCUCUGCAGUCUUCGAGUACAUCGACGAGAAAGUCGUGGCAUUACAACAAUAAUAACCAUGCGUCUAUCACACGACGAUCGCCUCCGGUUGAUAAGAACGCUGUGUCUUUCAUCUUCAACCACACGGGAGUUUAA